CAUGAUGUCAUGUUUUAUAAGGUUCCAUUUUAGAUGUUUAGUUUUGUAUAAUGUGUUGUGUUUUGUUUUUUUUGUGUAUGAAUCAAAAUAGCUUCCGUGAAAGUUGUAACAUGCCGCAGACCAGUGUUUUAUUCAAACAUCUCCUGCUGGCUUCGUGUUGGAACACGAUAAGUUAAACGUGCUGAAAACACUAAUGCCACAAUACUUACAAACAACUGGGAGACUUGCAUGUGCUUAGCUUCAAUUCCUUUGUAUGCGUUGCAAUGCUAGUAUCCACAUGCACAUACAAAUUAUACUAGGACACAUCAGACACAACGGAACAUUCGCUUCUCAAGCUAGAUGCAUGCACCGAGCAAAGAGCUGACAAGAAGAGUAUCCUUGAGGAACUUACUAAAGAGUGUUUCUCUACACCAAAGCAAUGGAGUCAGAUGCUGACAAGAAUUCUCCAGGACAAUCCUACAAUAAUGAAACUCCUCCCGGAGGAAACUCGACAGCUUUUCCUGAACUUCUGCGAAUCAUGUUUCCUGUGCUGUACCUGGUGAUUUUCCUUGGUAGUGUCAUGCUAAACGGACUAGCAGUAUGGAUUUUUUUCCACAUCAGGAAUAAAACCAGUUUUAUUUUCUAUCUCAAGAACAUUAUGGUUGCUGACCUUUUAAUGACCGUGUCUUUUCCAUUUAAAAUUAUAUACACGUCUGAAGUGGCAUCAUGGAAUUUCGAUGUCUACUUCUGUAAAUAUAGUAGCAUAUUGUUUUACACAAGCAUGUACAUCUGCAUUGUGUUUCUUGGAUUGAUAAGUAUUGACAGGUACCUUAAAGUCGUAAAACCGUUUGAUAACUCUAAAAUAUACAGCAUCAAAUUCACAAAGAUUGUGUCGGCAUGUGUUUGGCUCUCCAUGACUUUGUUUGCCUUACCAAAUGUCAUCCUUACAGACAGCCAACCAACUGGAGACAAUGUAAAUGACUGCACAAAAUUUAAAAGCCCUAUAGGAGUGAAGUGGCAUGAAGCUAUUAUUUAUAUUGAUAUGUUUAUAUUCUUCACUGUGAUGGUUGUGUUAAUCGUUUGCUACAUUUCAAUAUCCCGACAUAUCCAAAAAUCCAGCAAACCAUUCAUCAGUUGCUCAAGUCGAACGCGGAGACAUAACCAAAGCAUACGUGUCGUCGUAGCUGUAUUUUUUGUCUGCUUUUUGCCCUACCAUCUAUGUGGAAUCCCCUUUGCAUACAGUAAAUUGGAUGAGAUCCUAGACAAACAAGUCUACAAGAUUUUACUCUACUGCAGAGAAGCAACACUCUUCCUGUCUGCAUGCAAUGUCUGCCUUGACCCCAUCAUUUAUUUCUUCAUGUGCCGAUCAUUUUCUCAGAGGUUGUUUAACAGAUCGAACAUUAGAUCAAGGAGCGAGAGCAUUCGUUCUCUUCAAAGUGUACGAAAAUCCGAGGUGCGCAUAUACUGUGAAUAUACGGAGGUUUAAGCUGGGUAUUUCAUUGUAUGAUUACAUUUUAUGUAUAUAGUGAUGAAUAAAAUAUUACAUCUGUUUUUUAAGCUGAAACAUCUGUG
Molecule: messenger RNA, 1551 nt
Organism: Pelobates fuscus (common spadefoot toad)
Lineage: Eukaryota; Metazoa; Chordata; Amphibia; Anura; Pelobatidae
Gene: GPR87
Product: G protein-coupled receptor 87
Exons: 3
Coding region: 419-1465 (348 amino acids)
Biological process (GO): negative regulation of adenylate cyclase activity; G protein-coupled receptor signaling pathway
Cellular component (GO): membrane
Molecular function (GO): G protein-coupled purinergic nucleotide receptor activity
Source: RefSeq, a predicted model, not a curated record